This is a messenger RNA of Striga asiatica, 948 nucleotides long. The record is from the annotation of a GenBank genome assembly. Lineage: Eukaryota; Viridiplantae; Streptophyta; Magnoliopsida; Lamiales; Orobanchaceae.
AUGGCCAUGGGAAUGUACGCCUCGUACCUCAGCUCUAAGACGGUCUUCCCGUCAAACGUGUCGCGAGUCGUGCCGAAAAAAGUCGCGAUGGCCCCACAUUGUGGGGAUUGGACGAAAUCUAUCUCAUCUACAGCUUCCUUGUCUCCAUCAGCUGCAACAGCAUCCUCUCCUGAGGGCUUUUCCACAUCCACUGUUUUCUCACCUUCAUUGACAACUUCCUCGGUCACUCUAAAACAACGAAGACAAAAGUUAAUAGCCAGACAAGGUGGAGGUAAGGAAAACAUGUACAAAUUCACGAUAGUGCAUCAACGAAUUCUAUCUCAACAAAGGGAAUACUCACUGAGUGAGUUCAUCAGUCUGUGUUCCCCAGUUACCUCGGCCAGCUCCCUCGCGUUUGAUUUCAUUUCUGUGCACAAAAUGGGUAAGCAACUUAGAAUAUGGAUCCGUUCCACUACGCCGCUCGUAUGCCCUGCGAUCACGGAAUUCUCCAUCUCCAUUGCCGAAACCACCCUGGCGGCCACCACAAUCAAACACAUCGGGCGCACCUUGACCAACAGAUAUUUCCCUGUUGCCAUACGAAUUCUCAUUGGAGGUAGAGUCUCUGUAAGAUCCACUGCCGCCACCACGACCACGCCCGUAGCUACGGCCACCACCUCGGCCACCUCGUGCAGAUUCGGAUUUUGCCUCUCUUACUACAUUGAGAUAGAAGCAUUGAAGUGUGAGACAUUUAACGGAGAAAGAGCUAACCAGCCUCAGCUGGCGGUGGAGGCUUGGAGGGAAGCCUGGGCGCUGCAGCCGCCUUGUUCUGCGAUUGUGGCCCCUUUGCUGCCGCCGCCGGUUUCCCCGACGAACCCGAGGUUUUCUUCGGCUCGGCCUUCUGCGGCUGAGCAGCAAUCAGCAGCGACGGAUCAUCCGUAUCGUUAUCGCCCAGCAAAUCAAACGGAUUAA